Messenger RNA from Callorhinchus milii (elephant shark), 604 nucleotides. It is a transcript of the gene tnfsf13b, whose product is annotated as TNF superfamily member 13b. Gene Ontology annotation, biological process: immune response. Lineage: Eukaryota; Metazoa; Chordata; Chondrichthyes; Chimaeriformes; Callorhinchidae. Gene Ontology annotation, cellular component: membrane. The record is from RefSeq and is a predicted model, not a curated record. Gene Ontology annotation, molecular function: receptor ligand activity; tumor necrosis factor receptor binding.
AUGACACAACCGCUGUCCCAUGGGCACUUAGUUUGAAAAAAGGAAAUGCUCUUGACCAUAAAAACAAUAGGAUCUCUAUCAAAGAGGCUGGUUACUUUCUUGUCUACAGUCAAGUUUGGUAUAAGGAUAGCACGUUUACAAUGGGACAUUUUAUCGAGAGAAAAAAGGCCAACAUAGUUGGGAAUGAGCCACGCACUGUAAUUUUAUUCCGGUGCAUCCAAAACAUGUCUGCAUGCUGUCCAAAUAAUUCUUGCUUCACUGCUGGCAUUGCAAAACUUGAAGUGGGAGAUGAACUUGAUCUUGUAAUACCACGAAUCCAAGCACAAAUUGCAUUAAAUGGAGACGGAACAUUCUUCGGAGCGAUAAAACUGGUUUAAGCUGUUGGCUGAAAUCUGAAAGAGAUAUAAUUCUUGCUAUUUAAAGAAGAGGAAGAAGAAAAAGUCCAGUCAGUAUUAACUUCCUUCUUGAUAUUCUGUGGUUGACAAAUGUUUUUACAAAAUAAGUUGCUGUUUUCAAACAAAUGUACAGAUUUCUCUGGGCAGUCAUGAAAUUCGUAAGAGCUGCAAACAGAAUAAAACUGUGGUUUGAUAAUCUUACUUAAGCA